AUGGGCUGCACACCUUCUCACAGGGAGAUUGCCAAUCAAGGUGGGCUUAAGGCUUUGAAUAAACCCAAAGGUAUUUUGCACAUUGAUCCAGGGGAUAAAGGAAUCCCUCUGCUGGUUAAAGGUUCAGCUUGCUACAAUAUCGAUGAAUUCCACCAAUAUGAGAUACAGAGGAAAGACUGCCUGGGAGAAAAGGAGGAUGAGCUCUCAGACCAAGACAAAAAUGAUAAUUUGGAGUUAUCUUUCAAGACUCAUUCAAAUCCCCAGGUUUCCAGGGAAGACAGGAAAACAGAGAGGACAGCCACAGAUGCUGAAAUCGCUCUGUCCGAACUGAUUGAGUCUCAGAAACACAUCACUGAGGCCAUCGAGAUCAGAAAGCAAAGCUCCUGUGAAUCGGAGGCAUCGCCGUUUGUUGUGGAUGACAAGAAUGAAAGCAAUGCAAAGCAACUCCCAAAGAAAGGAAAGAAGCAAAAGAAUCAAAAGACAGCAAAGCAAGGUCGACCUGGCAAAAUUAAAGACAAGUCCAGUUUGGCCCUGUGUGAGCUAGAGAAAAAGAUUGAUUUCCCAGAACCGCUUGUCAAGGCUCAUCAGAGUGCGUAUGCCUACUUAAAUCCCAACCUCUCCAAGUAUGAAACUAUACUGCACAUGGCCAACCAGGCUACCCAAACCCAGCUCUUCCUGCAGCAGAUGGUAAGCUUUCUCGUGCUCCGCUUCGAUGAAAUCAACCAGCUCUUGGAGGAAAUUGCUGAGGAUGGGGAAAAUCUUCUCAAGGAUGUAGGUGGGAACCUGGCCUGGCCAGCAGAAAAAGGUGAUACGAAGGAGCACCCUGAUCUGCUGCAACAACUACUGCAGUACACGGUGAAUAAAAUGCAGUUACUGAGUGGCACACUGGCCUCCCUCACCUCUGAGGCCCUGCAGGAGACAUGCACCUUCCUGCAGUCUGCUGCAAGCAACUUGGAAGGAAAACUGAAAGCAAAGCAAAGCUUUGAUGAGCGCCUGCUACUGACAGUGAGGCUGCUUGAAGCCUCAGCAAUGGGUUCCUCUCAGUCCCACAGUGAUGACAGGACUCUUUAUUCUGAGGACAGCGGCAUUGGUGUGGACAGUGAAUCCCUCAAAGAGUUCAGCACUCUCAGCCAGCAUGGAGGACAUGCAAGCUUUGAUUCUUGUACCCAUAGACAUCCAUCUCAGAGGCAUGCCAGAGCAGUGGAGCAUGUGCAUGAUGGGGCAGUGCCACCAGGCACAGCUGCAUCCCAUGACUGUGCACUUGAAAGGCAGUUUAAGGAUAUAUUUUAUUCAUGUGUGCACAGCAGGGAAGUGUCUUGCCAAGGUGGAGUACCAGAAGGCAUUUCUACUAUAUCUCAGUAUUCAAGCGUGAGCAAAAGCCAUUUGUGUAACUCCUUCCCAUCUGACUCUACUCAAGAAGGUGAACAUUUUAAAAUCUGUGAAUCCACAGAGUUUCCUGAUGAUGAUGAUGAUGACGAUGAAGGGAGUACCCUGGGGGAGGAUGAUGACAACAUCAGUUUAUCAGACAUGGGGAGGGACGCUUUGCCAAGGAGACCUCUGUCUUCUCCAGCAGUCACUGAUAACCCACAAAGGCAGCCCAUCAAGAGGACAGAGAAUGCAGAGACAGAGGAAAUUAUUCUAAAGAUGAAAGAUGCCAUCAGUGAAAAAAUCAAGUUUGUCCCAGCUAAAUCCAGACGUAAAGAAUGGAUAGAAGAUGAAAGUGGAAGAGCAGUCCUAAAAACAAGGCCCAGCACAGCAACUGGCAGCCAGAAAACCUUCAGAAAACAACAACGGUCCAGGUCAGAGGAGUCUCUCAGAAGCCAAGCAGAGGACCCAACCCUCCUAGAGCUUCAGAGAACUCAAAAAGAGCUCAACAGAAGACUGGAAAUGCUUUAUGGGAAGAAGUGCACAGAUGACAACCCUGAGCUUUGGAAAUCAAGGACAGAACUUUAUUUACAGAAUGAGCAAAUUGUAUCUAGGUCCUCUAGAAAACUGAAGGCAUGCCUCUCAAAAAAUUUCAGCAUCCUGCCUAACCAGGAUAAAGUCCCUUUGUUUAUGAUUGAUCAAAAUUCUGCCCAUCAACCAGAUGAAAAAAGAGACAGGAAGACUUUAAGAGCUACUGUGCCCACCCAGGAGACAUUGGGAAGCAAGGAAAAUGAACCUCCCAGGGUGCGAAUGCUUGGUGGCAGCAGCUGUGCCCCACGACAGUCUGUCAAAAAGCUUAUUGAAACGUUCAGUCCUACUGAUGAGCUUGUAAAAGCUGCACCUCUAAGAUCUUUAGGACCAAUAAAGUGCAUUAGAAAAUUUGGACUUCCAGUUAUCCCACCCACGAUUCCCUUUCAGAGAGGCCUGGCAACUUUAAAUCUUAAGCAUCGUGUUUCACCAGCAGAAGACACAAACCCUUCAAACAGCCAUGGGGUUUCUUCUAGCCUUUCUCCUGUACCAGCUGCAGAAUUAAGCAAGCAGGACACAAAGGAAGAGAGUGAUGAAGACAUUGAGAACCUGCCACCGCCGCCACCUGAAAUGUUAAUGGACAGUUCUCUUGACUUAUCUGAGCCUGAGGAAAUUCCAAGGAUAGAAGGAUGCUCUGCAGAAGAUGCCAAAAAGCCCACCAAAACUGAAUUUCGUGCUACUAAGAGAUCACAAGUCUCUCCAAAAAUGAAAGCCUCCCUUCAGUCCAUUGAUUUAUUGCCAAGUAAAAACACCAGCGGCCCCAGUGCGAUCACUAAUAAUAAAUGCCUAAACAAUACCAGAGCAGGGGACGAGAAAUUGCAGAGAUAUUCCCUGGAGCUGAACCCUACCAACGUGCACGUCCCCAGCCAGGAGGAGAUAUUGGCAACCCAGAGAAAAGAGGCUGAGGAUUUAUACAAACAAACCCGUAAAAUUAUCCCUCUUCAACAUCCCAGGGGAGUUUCAAAGUCACACAGCAACAGCUCAGAGAGCCAAGAGCCCAAUUCGCCAGCACCUUCAGUGUCACACCAGAAGCACAGUUCUCCUGAAUCACUCAGGAGACAUGAAAAAGGCUCAGCAUUUGCCAGGAGGGUCUCCCCAACAAGAACUCUUCCUUCUCCACCAACUGAAACACAGCUUUUCAGCCCCUCAACACAACACAGACGCUCCCUGCAGGCUUUUAGCAACCCACAACUGAGCUCACCUACCACGCAGAGGAAACCCAGUCCUCCCUCUAGCCCUAGGGUGCCCAGCCCACCCUUGCAGAGGAAGCUGCCCUCUCCACCACCCCAGAGAAAACCCCUCAGCCCUCCUGUGGCACACAAGCAAAACUUGCCAACAGUACACCGGCCACUGGGCUCUGCAGCACACCGCCGAGAUGCAAGCCCCCCUGUGUUCCCCACUGCCCCCUCCCCGCCGACCUCCCCAUCCCACUCCUACAAGGGGUCCAGAGCUGGACUGGAUGCUGGGGAUGAACACCAGCUCUCCUCCUCCAAGAGGGCUAGCAACAUCCGUUCAAUAUUUUGUCCAGCCACCUCUUCCUUGUUUGAAGCCAGACCUUCAGUGGUAGCCACCAAACCCACUGUGGAGGUGAUCAGCCAGCCUGAAGCUUCACCACUUCCCCAAAAGAGCAGUUUGGGUUUCAAGCAGUCUGGAGACCGCAUCAGAAAGCUAUCCCUGAGUGCCAUCAAUCCUCAGCCAUUCGUCAAGAGAAGUUUCUCUGACCGCCGACCAGGGGCCCAAUUUCGUCUUCCAGCUCCCAUAACAUCUGGCAGCGAACCCGCACUUAACCAAGCAAGCUUGGAGGAGAACCCGAGGAAAGCAGGAGAUUCUUGGAACAGCCCUUGUGCUCCUGAAAUCAAAGAGUCCAACAGAUCCUCUUCCCACCCUGAGCUCUACAUCGUGGGCCAGGGGCUGCAGAGGGACUGA
Indicator indicator is the source of this 3879-nucleotide messenger RNA. It is a transcript of the gene PCARE, whose product is annotated as photoreceptor cilium actin regulator. Lineage: Eukaryota; Metazoa; Chordata; Aves; Piciformes; Indicatoridae. The transcript has 2 exons. Bases 1 to 3879 code for a protein of 1292 amino acids. Gene Ontology annotation, biological process: photoreceptor cell outer segment organization; protein localization to photoreceptor outer segment. The record is from RefSeq and is a predicted model, not a curated record. Gene Ontology annotation, cellular component: photoreceptor outer segment; photoreceptor inner segment.